This is a messenger RNA of Sipha flava (yellow sugarcane aphid), 1341 nucleotides long. Its product is annotated as G1/S-specific cyclin-D2-like. Bases 416 to 1273 code for a protein of 285 amino acids. Gene Ontology annotation, cellular component: cyclin-dependent protein kinase holoenzyme complex; cytoplasm; nucleus. Gene Ontology annotation, biological process: mitotic cell cycle phase transition; positive regulation of G1/S transition of mitotic cell cycle; regulation of cyclin-dependent protein serine/threonine kinase activity. Lineage: Eukaryota; Metazoa; Arthropoda; Insecta; Hemiptera; Aphididae. Gene Ontology annotation, molecular function: cyclin-dependent protein serine/threonine kinase regulator activity. The transcript is spliced from 5 exons. The record is from RefSeq and is a predicted model, not a curated record.
AUGCGCGCACGGCACACGCAUUCUGACCUGGUCCGCUGCCGGGUUCGGACGUUUCGUUGCGCACACAUCGCCUGUUCAACGCCCCAAACACUCUCCGCACAAUCAACGUACACACGUCGCCCACGUACUCGCUUUUUCUUUCCCCUCCGCCCGUUUCGGUUUUACCCGGACGAUUCGCCGUCGACAGAUUUUGUUCCGAUUCUCGACGACCAACAAAAACAUAACAGAAACGUGUCAACGGGGAACGAACGAUUGUUGUUGCUCCAUCGUCUGCUCGCACGCGGUUCACGGUUCCUGAUCGUACACAUCGCACGUGGACACACGCGCACGCACACCCCGCACGCACUCACGUACCCAACAGCUUACUUACUCAGCGCUGUUCGCCAGCCAAGUUCAGAAGUCACCGACCGCCGUCAUGGACCUGUUGUGUUGCGAAUCCACGUCCAAGUGUGUCGCUCAGAAGGACCCGGCGCUGUUGCUGGACGACCGCGUCUUCAACACCAUGCUCAAGUCCGAACUGAGAUGCAUGCCGGCUCCCGACUACUUGGUCAACGUCCAGAAAGAUCUUACGCCCAGCCUCAGGAAAAUCGUGGUCGACUGGAUGUGGGAGGUUUGCGAAGAGCAAAAGUGCCAAGAAGACAUUUUUCCAUUGGCCGUCAACUAUUUGGACAGGUUCCUGUCGGUAAAUCCGAUCAACAAAAAUCACCUACAGCUGCUGGGCACUACUUGCCUGUUGGUCAGUUCUAAACUUCGAGAAUCCGACUGCCUCUCCGUAGACCUUUUGGUCAUGUACACGGAUAACACUAUUACUUCUGAAGACUUGUUGAUGUGGGAGCUGCUCUUGUUGAGCAUCUUGAAAUGGGACGUGUCCGCUAUUACAGCUCACGACUUCCUGUGGUAUAUACUUAAAAGACUGAACAUGGACACAGCCAAGCCGUUUGUGGACAUUGUUAUCAAACACUGUGGAACAUUUAUUGGCAUGUGCGCCAGAGACUACAAGUUUUGCUCAUAUCCACCAAGCGUGAUCGCUGGAGCCUCGAUCGCGGCUGCUCUCAACGGACUGGAAUACGCGGCCAUUCAUAAGUACGACUUGUUCACCAAGUUGCACAUCAUAACUGGCUCAAAAGUGGAGGUCUUGAAGACGUGCCAAGAGCUGAUCGAAGCUAUGGUUGACAGUCACAAGAGACAACGCAAGGAGAUCGAGUAUGAGAUGUACGGGAAAGUGUACGACAAGACUGCCGAGUCCGACGACACCACGGACUGUUGGAUUUGAAAUGGUCGUUUAGACUUGCAAAACACACUAAAAAAAAAAAAAAAAAAAAAAAAAAAAAAAAAAAAAAA